AUGGAAUCGAUGUUGAAGGCGUUGAAGCCAUUCAUCAAACUGUUUCAAUUCAUUGGGCUGAGUCCGUUUGUCGUCACGGAGCACGGAGAUCUCAUGGAAGCUUCAGUUACGACAAUUUAUUCAAUUGUCUCGAUAAGUGUCUUUUUGGCUUCGUUCAUUUACGGAUUUUUCCAAGAAGAUUUGUUCUCGAUUCCGAACGAUCAGCCCAUGAAUGAAAUCGCUCAUACCGUGGAUUUUAUCCAACUCACCGGGAUUCGUUUCACGCAUUUGAUAAUUUUGUUCGAAGGACUCGUGCGACGACGCCGCCUCAUGCAACUGCUAUGCAAACUAAGCGAUUGGGACUUAAUUGUGCAGAAAUACUACAACAAUUUGCACAUUUCGCACGAGACAAUUCGCCGGAAAAUUCUCCUCAAGCUACUGGCGAGCGGCACCUUCUACGGCGGCAUCCAACUCAUUCUCCUGCUGAUUAUUUUGUUGCGUCAGCAGUACGAGUUCACGUAUUAUUGGUCGUUGUAUCUCGUCUCGUUCAUCGUCUGUAGCUUGCGCUACGUGCAAAUUUACAUUCUCAUAUCGCUGCUCAAGGAUCGCUUUCACUUGAUUAACAAGAAAAUCGAAAAACUCAAUUUGAAUGAAGGCACAGCAAGUAGCGGGAACGUAUUGAUGACGAAAAAUGCAACAAUAAUUAACGACGAGUUAUCGGCGGUGCAGCAAUUAAUCAUUUUGCGACAACUUUAUGAUAAAUUGUGGGAAUUGACGAGUCUCACGAACAAAUGUUUCGGAUUAAGUUUGCUUGUCAACAUCGGGAAUGAUUUUAUUGCCAUAACCGGGCAUUGCUACUGGAUUUUUUUGACGAUGGAAAAUCCGCCCGUUGGAGUUAAUGAUAUCCUCGCAGUGAUUGGAUCGACAAUUUGGACAAUUCCGUCGUUGGUUAACUCGUUUAUGAUGGCGUCGAUUUGUCAUGUUACCAUGGAGGAAGCAAACGAAGCUGGAUCCUUACUCCAUCAAAUCAAGCACGAUUGUCUCAAUGAAAGCCAAAAUAUGGUCGUUCAACAAUUUUCCCUUCAACUCCUUCAUCAAAAAGUCAAAUUCACUGCUUAUGGAUUUUUCAACAUUGAUUUUUCACUACUUUUUACCAUGAUUUCAGCGACAACAACUUACCUGGUAAUCAUUAUUCAAAUGCACAACAGUGCUUGAACGAAGGUAAACGAGGUAAUAUCAGGAUGAAAUGUGCAUUUUUUUACAACUGACC
Messenger RNA from Culicoides brevitarsis, 1249 nucleotides. RefSeq names its product putative gustatory receptor 2a. The record is from RefSeq and is a predicted model, not a curated record. NCBI's taxonomy places the organism in Eukaryota, Metazoa, Arthropoda, Insecta, Diptera, Ceratopogonidae. The transcript has 4 exons. Bases 1 to 1194 code for a protein of 397 amino acids. Gene Ontology annotation, cellular component: membrane; neuronal cell body; dendrite. Gene Ontology annotation, biological process: sensory perception of taste; male courtship behavior; chemosensory behavior.